AUGUCCGGAAGUCAAUGUGAAAAACGUGACGAGUUAUCGAGAGACGAUUUGAGGUACCUUGAUACACGGCCGUACUUGGAUCGUACAGUGGUUCCCAUCCUAAUGCAAGCAUUAACUGUUAUAGCAAAGGAAAGACCGCCAAAUCCAGUUGAGGCACUCGCGAAUUAUCUUUUGCAACACGCUCACAGUGGUGACUCGUAA
This is a messenger RNA of Echinococcus granulosus, 201 nucleotides long. Its product is annotated as Protein dpy-30. The record is from RefSeq and is a predicted model, not a curated record. Gene Ontology annotation, cellular component: Set1C/COMPASS complex. The coding region runs from base 1 to 201 and encodes 66 amino acids. The transcript has 2 exons. NCBI's taxonomy places the organism in Eukaryota, Metazoa, Platyhelminthes, Cestoda, Cyclophyllidea, Taeniidae.